Molecule: messenger RNA, 542 nt
Organism: Anas platyrhynchos (mallard)
Lineage: Eukaryota; Metazoa; Chordata; Aves; Anseriformes; Anatidae
Source: RefSeq, a predicted model, not a curated record
CCGUCAUGGCCUACGACCGCUACGUUGCCAUCUGCAAGCCCCUGCACUACGGGAGCCUCGUGGGCAGCAGAGCUUGUGCCCAGAUGGCAGCAGCUGCCUGGGGCAGUGGCUUCCUCAACGCUGUCCUGCACAUGGCCACUACAGUUUCCCUGCCCCUCUGCCAAGGCAAUGCCCUGGACCAGUUCUUCUGUGAGAUCCCCCAGAUCCUCAAGCUCUCCUGCUCAGAUGCCUACCUCAGGGAAGUUGGGGCUCUUGUGUUUAGUGUUUCUUUAUGCUUUGGUUGUUUUGUUUUCAUUGUGGUGUCCUAUGUGCAGAUCUUCAGGGCAGUGCUGAGGAUGCCCUCUUCUCAGGGCCGGCACAAAGCCUUUUCCACGUGCCUCCCUCACCUGGCCGUGGUCUCCCUGUUUGUCAGUACUGCCAUAUUUGCCUACCUGAAGCCUCCCUCCAUUUCCUCUCCAUCCCUGGACCUGGUCUUUGCACUUCUGUACUCGGUGGUGCCUCCAAAUGUUACUUCUUGCGUUAGGUUUGACCACAUCAUCUAA